AUGGCCCCAAUUCGUUACAGUCUUCAUUAUGAAGACUAUUCGGAGCACCUAAUGUCUAGAUUUGGCAAGCUUUUGCAAAUGCAAUCAUUGGUAGAUAUGACACUUAUGUGUAGUUCUCAUACUUUGAGAGUUCACAAAGCUGUACUUGCUGCAAGUAGUGCUUAUUUUCAGGAAGUACUACAAAAACAAACAGGAGAACCAUUGAUAAUUUUGAAAAUGCGAUUCAGUGUGUUGAAAUGUCUUGUUGAAUUUAUGUAUUGUGGCAAAACGCAGUGUCUAGAAGAAAAUCUUGAUGAAUUAGUUUCUGCCGCGCAGUUCUUAAAAAUAAAAGGAUUGUCAAAAGUUACUAAAGAAGGGCUUGGAAUCACGAGCCAUGGAGAUCUCCCGGUAUUUACUCCUCCAGUGGUAAUAAACAGACCUCCGCAGUCAUUCAUAGAUCUGCACACUCAGGAUAGUGAACCGAAACCCUUCGCGCCGCCGCAGUUGCCUGCUGCUGCUGGCGCGAAUCAGCCCGUGGAUUCGAUGGGCAGACCUAACAAGGACAUGGUGGUGCGGAUACCAUUCGACAUAGAAAAUGGCGGCGGAGCUGGUGCCGCCGGCCCGGACUACCCAGGUGGACUUCGAGCCAUCAGACCUAGAAGGGGACGCCCUAGUGUUAAGCGCUCUGGUUCCGGCUGGGACGGGACGGGAGCCCUAGGUCGUGCCGCCGAGCGCGCCCUACUGCGACGCGAACAAGAUUCACGCAAGGCCAUUCAUCAACUAAAACACUUGCAGACCAGACAUUUGCAGGAUUACAUGGAUAGGGUUACUCUGUCUCAAGCAGUGAACAGCAUCUGUGGCCCUGAAACAGCAGGAUCCCAGAAUUACAUGAAUAUCUCCAAUGAUCUCAUGUAUACUGACCAGUCUUCCAAUGUACUCGAACCUACUGCAUAUACCAAAGACGGAAUGGGAAGUGAAACCACACCAUCGAGUUUCACCAACUCAGCUUGCAGUUCUGCCAAUGACGGUAAUACUGGUAUCAGUAGCGCUAUGUCGCAAUACGUUAAUGCGUUGAAGAGUGCUGGACUUCCUACAGAUCUACCAAUCCUUUUCGAAUCUGGUGAUGGAUCUUACAUUAACGUCAAUGAACAAGUCUUGUUAGACAUGGUCCAAAGCAGCGAAAUUCAAUAUGAAGUAAUAGAACAACCAAAUAUAAUAGAAAAAGUAGCAGAUCCAAGCGAAAUUAAGAGUAUCGAUGACCUAUCGAAGUCAAUAGAAAGAGGAGAAAUGAUGCUCGGUGCAAAAAAUUACUCGGACAACUACCCCAAAGAUUCAACGCAGUUUAGUCAAGAAGACGCCAUAAACAGCCUUAAUGCUAUCUUACCUGACAACUUAGAAUCGUUUGGAGAACAACAGAACUAUGUAGUUAUGGAUUCACGUCUACAGGAGAGUAAUAACACUCUGGACAAUAUGAAUACACACGAUUUGUCUUGCAUUGACGGUGAUAUGCAAUUCUUUACUAAGUCAAUGAGCGAUGACAUAAAAAAAUACUAUGAAGAUCAACAAUUAAAUGAAUCUAGGGUAAAUGAGCAACUGUGCCCUACUAGCACUGCUUUGGACACAAAUUUUAAUAUAUCUCUGUUAGAUACAAAGAGUGCCCUUAACACAAAUCAGUUCAACUCUUUGAAUACAGAUGACCUCAGACGAAAUGAAGAUUGUUACGAUUUCGGUCUACAGCUUCCACAAAGCACGGAUUUUAAAGAAGAUGCAUUGGAUUGUUUGAUAUCUCCAAAACGGAAUGAUGAAAAUACUGAUUAUAACGCUACGCAGCUUGAUAAAAAUACAAAAGAAAGAGACGAUAUCAUAAAAGAUUUAAUGAACAUUGAGGACAGAUUGAACGUCAUACAGAAUAAUUCUAGUGAUGAUGAUGUAAAUAAGUAUGGAACGAGCGCUAAUGUACAAGACUUUAAUGCCGCGAUAGAGUUUACUAAUAAUGAAAAUGUGUGUAGCGAAAAAGGAAAGACCGAUAUGGAAAUGAGUUCCAAUAGUUUACAAUGGCAUAAUAUAGAUAUUAGUGAUAAGGAAAACGAAAAUGUGGCGAAUGAAAAUACGCGAAAUAAUAAGUCAAAUAGCAAUAAUCAUGAAGAUAAUGAUGCACAAUCCGGAUUCGAUGAUUCUGUCAUAGAUUUGACUGAUCAAAUGAAAGUAAAAGAUCAAUGGGGAGAAAUUCUUAAUGAAAAUGAAACCAUUAAUGAUGAGAAUGAACCUCUCGAAGCGACUGAUAAUGCUACUUCAACUUUAGAAGAAGAUAUUCCUUUUGCGGUGGGGUUACUUCCCCUGAAACAAGUUCCACCAACAGAAAGUAGUAGUUUAUUAAAAAGAAAAAGUUCAAUUGACAUGGAGGUGUUCGACACAAUUAAUGCUAAAUGUUUAAAACGUAAAGUUAAAUAUAAGAAUAUGUAA
Amyelois transitella is the source of this 2442-nucleotide messenger RNA. Its product is annotated as bromodomain-containing protein DDB_G0270170. Gene Ontology annotation, biological process: regulation of transcription by RNA polymerase II. Gene Ontology annotation, cellular component: nucleus. The record is from RefSeq and is a predicted model, not a curated record. Gene Ontology annotation, molecular function: protein binding. Lineage: Eukaryota; Metazoa; Arthropoda; Insecta; Lepidoptera; Pyralidae. The transcript is spliced from 7 exons. The coding region runs from base 1 to 2442 and encodes 813 amino acids.